AUGCUCGAUCAUGACGAUGCCCGCGACAUCGACCCAGAUGGUUUCCAGACUCCCUACACGAACCUCCCACCCCUUCCUCGCGACCCCAACGAAUCUCUGGAAACGAUCCGUGCCCGAUUGACGUACCAAUCCCGCAAGCGUGGAAUUCUCGAGACGGACCUCUUAUUGUCGACGUUUGCAAAGGAAUUCUUGAACAAGAUGUCGUUGGAGGAUUGUCAGCGCUUUGACAAGUUUAUGGAUGAACCCGAUUGGGAUAUCUACUACUGGGUGACGGGCAAGAAGGAGGUUCCAGAGCGGUGGAGGGGAGAUAAAGUGUUUGAGUUGAUUGUCAAGCAUGCAAAGAAUGAAGGACGGGUCGUCAGGCAGAUGCCGGCGUUGUAA
Molecule: messenger RNA, 381 nt
Organism: Gamsiella multidivaricata
Lineage: Eukaryota; Fungi; Mortierellomycota; Mortierellomycetes; Mortierellales; Mortierellaceae
Product: Flavinator of succinate dehydrogenase-domain-containing protein
Exons: 1
Coding region: 1-381 (126 amino acids)
Biological process (GO): tricarboxylic acid cycle; mitochondrial respiratory chain complex II assembly; mitochondrial electron transport, succinate to ubiquinone
Cellular component (GO): mitochondrion
Source: RefSeq, a predicted model, not a curated record